Messenger RNA from Rotaria sordida, 1185 nucleotides. The record is from the annotation of a GenBank genome assembly. NCBI's taxonomy places the organism in Eukaryota, Metazoa, Rotifera, Eurotatoria, Philodinida, Philodinidae.
AUGCAAAAUAAAGGAUUACAUUUAUUUUCAUACAACAUAUCUAUUCGAAUGAUUCGAAUCAUCAUUCUUUUUUAUACAAUUCUAAGUUAUAUUAAUGGUAGAAUUGUUCAAUUUCAAAUACAACAAUUACCAAGAUUCUUUACACCAUUAAAUGAUAAAAUAUAUUUAGCAAGUUCAUAUAAUCAAUGGAAGCCUAAUGAUAAACAAUUUGAAUUUGACAGUAUGACAAAGACAUUAAUUAUUGAUUUUCAGAAUAUUACAAAUGUUGAAUUUAAAAUAACACGAGGAAGUUGGUCAACAACAGAAACUUGGCUUGAUGGAACAGCGAGAGCAAAUAGAAGAUUAACAUUGUCGAAUAAUCCUCAAUCCGUUGAUAUAUCAGUUGAACAAUGGUCUGAUACAUCCGGUCGUGUUCAUACAGCUUCAAAUCAAGUUUAUAUCUUAGAUACAAAUUUUUCAAUGUGGAAUUAUCUUCCUCGUACACGUCGUAUUUGGAUUUAUCUUCCUCGUAGUUAUUCAACUAAUUUAAAUCGACAUUAUCCAGUUGUUUAUGCUCAUGAUGGUCAAAAUUUAUUCGAUAGUAGUACAUCAUAUUCAGGUGAAUGGAGUAUUGAUGAAAGUCUUGAUAUAUUAUCUCAAGAAUUAAUUGUUGUUGGUAUUGAUAAUGGUGGUUCAGAACGUCUUAAUGAAUUAACACCUUUUCCAAAUACAAAUUAUGGUGGUGGUCAAGCUAAUAAUUAUUUAAAUUUUAUUGUAGAAAAACUUCGUCCAUAUAUAAAUAGUCAUUUUCGUACAAAGCCUGAACGUGAAAAUACUGCAAUAUUAGGUAGUUCACUUGGUGGUCUUUGUAGUUUUUAUGCUGCUAUUCGACAUGAAGAUGUAUUUGGUUUAAUUGGAAUUUUUAGUCCAUCAUUUUGGUUUACAAAUGAUAUUUAUACAUAUGUUGAAAAUUAUCAUUUUAAAAAUUCACCACCAAAACUUUAUUUUGUUGGAGGUCAAUUAGAAAGUUCAACAAUGAUUAGUGAUAUACAACGUAUGAUUAAUUUAUUAAAAAAUACAACAAAGGAAUAUAGAGAUGAUAAGAAUUAUUUGAAAAUGAUUAUUGCUUCUGAUGGACAACAUCAAGAAUGGUUUUGGAAACGAGAAUUUCCAAAUUCAAUUAAAUGGUUAUUUCCAUUAUCAUAA